AUGACCUCCUUCAUCAUCAAGGCUCACGCAGACAGACCUGUGCCGGAAGCCUGGCAAGCCGAUCCUGACUGUCCGUUCUGCCGUAUUAUUCGUGGCGAGGCAUCGGCUUUCCGUCUGUACGAGAACGACCACGUCGUCGCAUUCUUAGACAUCCUCCCUUUGCGCCCGGGACAUGCACUGGUAGUACCAAAGACCCACUGUCCUCGCGUCUCCGAGCUACCUCCGGAGUUUGCAGCGGCGACUGGGAUGGCGGUCUCGACAGUUGCGCGUGCUAUGACCGAAGCAUUGGAGAACACGCGUCUUAACGUUGUCUGCAAUCAAGAAUACGCACAAGCAGUCCCACAUGUACAUUACCACAUCAUACCUGCACCGAAGCUAGGGCCGUCAUUCACUACCUCUGAAACGACGAAGGUCGACCACGUCGUUGAGCCACUGACCCAGAAGGAGAUGCACAAGCUAGAGUUCGAGAAUCGGGGUCUGCUGGAUGACGAGGAGGCGAAGGCAAUGGCGGAAAGGAUUCGUGCCCGUCUGUAA
Messenger RNA from Rhodofomes roseus, 534 nucleotides. Its product is annotated as HIT-like protein. Gene Ontology annotation, molecular function: catalytic activity. The record is from RefSeq and is a predicted model, not a curated record. NCBI's taxonomy places the organism in Eukaryota, Fungi, Basidiomycota, Agaricomycetes, Polyporales, Fomitopsidaceae. The coding region runs from base 1 to 534 and encodes 177 amino acids. The transcript is spliced from 4 exons. Gene Ontology annotation, biological process: nucleotide metabolic process.